AUGGUCUUCCCCUGUGUACAGGUCAUGAAGUUGAUGAGCGACUACGAGGUCACGCUGGUCAAUGACAAUAUGUUCGUUCCGCCGCUUGCCGAGUUCUACGUAAGGUUCAAGGGUCCGGAAGAGACACCUUUCCAGGGUGGUCUCUGGAAGAUCCAUGUGGAGCUACCCGAUCAGUACCCCUACAAGAGCCCAAGCAUCGGCUUUGUAAACCGGAUAUUCCAUCCCAACAUCGACGAGCUCUCAGGGUCAGUCUGCUUGGACGUCAUCAACCAGACAUGGUCACCGAUGUACGAUAUGAUCAACAUCUUCGAAGUCUUCCUUCCCCAACUACUGCGAUACCCCAAUCCGACCGACCCUCUAAACGGAGAAGCCGCCGCCUUACUGAUGAGGGAACCGAAGAGCUAUGACGCAAAGGUCAAGGAAUACGUUCAAAAGUACGCUUCAAAAGACGCGUCUGAAGACUCGGACAAGGACAACGAUGACGAUGACGAGAUGAGCUCCGUCGGCAGCUACGAGUCGGGCGACGAAGAUGAGGCGGCAGGCAACAUGGAGGACAUCUAG
Didymosphaeria variabile is the source of this 561-nucleotide messenger RNA. RefSeq names its product ubiquitin-conjugating enzyme E2 H (gene ubc8). The transcript has 7 exons. NCBI's taxonomy places the organism in Eukaryota, Fungi, Ascomycota, Dothideomycetes, Pleosporales, Didymosphaeriaceae. Gene Ontology annotation, biological process: protein polyubiquitination; ubiquitin-dependent protein catabolic process. Gene Ontology annotation, molecular function: ubiquitin conjugating enzyme activity. Bases 1 to 561 code for a protein of 186 amino acids. The record is from RefSeq and is a predicted model, not a curated record. Gene Ontology annotation, cellular component: nucleus.